CGCGCACUGUGGGCAGAGGUACAGAGCUAAGCUGCAAACUGGAAGCUGGCAAGACGCGACAGGUCUGUGCGGGGCAGGCAUUCAGCUGGCGGAGAUUCGGGGGUCGAAACUGGGACUAGGUGAGGCCCGUGAUCUCGAGAUCCUGUUAAGAGUCCAUUUUUAGUGAAAAAGCAUUGAGCUUGGAGCCAGGACCAACUCCUUAUUAAUUUGAUAUUGUGCAAGUCAUCUGGAGAGAGAUCUCAGUUGCCUCAUCUGUGAAAAGGAGAUAAAAAUUCUUAAUUUAUCUGAAGAUGAGGUGGAGUACCAUCCUACAGCAAUGUUAUUUUCUCUCGGUUACAUGUCUACUUACUGCUCUUGAAGCUGUGCCUAUAGACAUAGACAAGACAAAAGUAAAAGGUGCUCAGCCUGUGGACAGUGCAAAGAUAGAACCACCAGAUACUGGACUAUAUUAUGAUGAAUAUCUCAAGCAAGUGAUUGAUGUGCUGGAAACAGAUAAUCAUUUCAGAGAAAAGCUCCAGAAAGCAGACAUAGAGGAAAUAAAGAGUGGGAGGCUAAGCAAAGAGCUGGAUUUAGUAAGUCACCAUGUGAGGACAAAACUUGAUGAACUGAAAAGGCAAGAAGUGGGAAGGUUAAGAAUGCUAAUUAAAGCUAAACUGGAUUCCCUUCACGAUACAGGCAUAGACUACCAUACUCUUCUAAAACAAUUUGAUCACCUAAACCACAUGAAUCCUGACAAGUUUGAAUCUACAGAUUUAGAUAUGCUAAUCAAAGCAGCUACAAGUGAUCUGGAAAACUAUGAUAAGACUCGACAUGAAGAAUUUAAAAAGUAUGAAAUGUUGAAGGAACAUGAAAGGAGAGAAUACUUAAAAACACUGAAUGAAGAAAAGAGAAAAGAAGAAGAAUCUAAAUUUGAAGAAAUGAAGAAAAAACAUGAAAAUCAUCCCAAAGUUAAUCACCCAGGAAGCAAAGAUCAGCUAAAAGAGGUUUGGGAAGAGGCUGAUGGAUUGGAUCCCAAUGACUUUGACCCCAAGACAUUUUUCAAAUUGCACGAUGUCAAUAAUGAUGGCUUCCUUGAUGAACAAGAAUUAGAAGCCCUAUUUACUAAAGAGUUGGAGAAAGUAUAUGACCCCAAAAAUGAAGAGGAUGAUAUGGUAGAAAUGGAGGAAGAAAGGCUUAGGAUGAGGGAACAUGUAAUGAAUGAGGUUGAUUCUAACAAAGACCGAUUGGUGACUCUAGAAGAGUUUUUGAAAGCUACAGAAAAAAAGGAAUUCUUGGAGCCUGAUAGCUGGGAGGUAAUAGACCCUAUUUGAAAUGGGAUGUAUGAU
Messenger RNA from Myotis davidii, 1325 nucleotides. RefSeq names its product nucleobindin 2 (gene NUCB2). The coding region runs from base 291 to 1310 and encodes 339 amino acids. The record is from RefSeq and is a predicted model, not a curated record. Gene Ontology annotation, cellular component: endoplasmic reticulum-Golgi intermediate compartment; extracellular exosome. Lineage: Eukaryota; Metazoa; Chordata; Mammalia; Chiroptera; Vespertilionidae. The transcript is spliced from 11 exons. Gene Ontology annotation, molecular function: calcium ion binding.